Messenger RNA from Helicoverpa zea (corn earworm), 446 nucleotides. RefSeq lists its product as uncharacterized. The record is from RefSeq and is a predicted model, not a curated record. NCBI's taxonomy places the organism in Eukaryota, Metazoa, Arthropoda, Insecta, Lepidoptera, Noctuidae. The coding region runs from base 46 to 414 and encodes 122 amino acids. The transcript has 3 exons.
UUUCAAGUCCUGGAUACAUUUUUCCAUGCAUUGAUUUACCUGCAGAUGAGUAUAGAACUAUCAAGAAUUACGGAGAAAUUAGAUUUUGGAUUUCAACUCUUUGAACAGCUCACCAUCUUCUGGACUUGCAAAAAUAUUUACUUGGUCUUCGUAUUUAGUUCGCACUGUGAGACGUUCUAUAUGACUGUUUCUGAUGUAAACGAUGUUUGUAGCAGGAUUUUGGGACAAAUACAAUGUACUGAUGAAGGCAGAAAGCUGUGUAAAAACGUCAACAGGUACAAUAGAUCGGAGUUCAGCGUGAUGACAGCUUGUCGCGUCUUCAACAUCGUCGGGAGAAUGCCGCAUCAGUUCCUCUCCUUAGUCGUGAACUACACAGUUGUAUUACUGCAGUUUGCAUUUAUGCAUGAAUCGUAAUGGACAUUAGAAGUAGUGGUUAUUUGGUUAGA